AUGGAAGUCAUUGAAAUCAACAGUGAAGAUGUAUCGUUCCAAGAGCAACGGAGCAAAAAAGAUGACAUUAUUGUACUUUCCGAUGAUUCCGACCCCAUAAUUUACACAAACAACUCAACUUUAGGGAAGCCACUUCCGCCAAGCUCCCCACGAGGACCAGACUUUGAAUUAGACAAACCACUUGAGCCCGCCUCAUUGAAAGAAUCCGGCAGUAUUUUAGAUAUUGAGAAUUGGCUAAGCAGCUCUGAUGAUGACAGCAUGGAGUUUCUGAGCAUGCCUGCUCCAAAGAAACCUCUACGCAAUAAGAAACAGCUAGAUGCUAGUACUUUUGAGAAAGUGAAUUCGCCGGAAUUCAAAAUUAAGCUGCCUUUAAAAGUCGCUGAGUCAGCCCUACCGCCAAUCACCAUCGAAACAGACCUAUCUGAUCCCAUAAGCAGCUCACCAAAAAGUAGUCAAGUGUUCACCAAAACAGCAAGUCAAUUACCAUUCUCUGCAUCUGAACCUAGGACACAGAGCAGCCAGGCGUUCUCGAAAAAGGAGUGGAAUGAAGUAAACAAGGUAACCAGGAAGAAAGAAGACAUUUUCAAGGAGAUGAUUCUUGAGAUCCCCAAAUGUCUUCAAAAGAUGUUUGAAACAGAAUACUUUAAAAAUGUAUUUGAGGGCACGCUGCAUUACCAAAAUCCGGCAACAAUUCCACUCAUCUCAUGGAAACGAAAGGUCAAGGCAGUGUACAACUCACAGGAUGACAUCUUCGAGCCUUGUCAUCCAAAAGAGAUUUCCGAAAGGUUUUCGGUUCUUUACUAUGAGGCAGAAGACCUAGUAGAAAAAAUUCAGAAUGAUAAACUACAAGAGGAUUACGAGCAUGCCAUUAGGUUAUUACAAGAUGCCAACUCGAGGCUCGACAAUCAUGUUAUGAUUAUGGUCAUUGGACUCAGAGAAUACAUAAGAAAACUACAGGGAAUCGAGGAUCGGGUGUAUCGUGUUGAAAUGUUGAAGAAAAUGAAUGAGCAAGUCUCCAAGAAACGCAAGCAUGAAGAAGUAAGAAUAAAGGCUUCUGAUGCCCAAAGAUGCAUUCAGAAGGCAGGAGUUGAUCUUGGUGUCAAUAUAUUCAGUGUAAGGACUACACAUGAAGCUAUUGACUGGCUUCAUUCAUUCACAUACACCAUUGGGUCUUCUCUCUACGACAAAUUUCAGCGAAAUCCCUCUCUUGCGAACAUAGGCACUGUCCGCCUGGGCUCGGAUAAAAAGUCUACAUUCAUAGAAAUGCUCAAGAAAUUCAAUCUCAUGACCCAGCCGAGAGCCGAGAAGCUCUAUGAGUUUUACACAUCCCCAAUCGCAAUCUACAGAAAAUAUCUCGAAAACGAAACCUUGGGUACGGUGAAUGGGAAGAAUAUCUUACCGCCUACAUCAAAUGCAGCAAUGCGACGAACGUUCACCGCUACAGAUCCUUCACAAAUCAUAACGUGA
Molecule: messenger RNA, 1467 nt
Organism: Candidozyma auris
Lineage: Eukaryota; Fungi; Ascomycota; Pichiomycetes; Serinales; Metschnikowiaceae
Exons: 2
Coding region: 1-1467 (488 amino acids)
Molecular function (GO): nuclease activity; DNA binding
Source: RefSeq, a predicted model, not a curated record